Molecule: messenger RNA, 950 nt
Organism: Maniola jurtina (meadow brown)
Lineage: Eukaryota; Metazoa; Arthropoda; Insecta; Lepidoptera; Nymphalidae
Exons: 1
Coding region: 73-822 (249 amino acids)
Source: RefSeq, a predicted model, not a curated record
UUUUAUUUUCUAUGCAUAAAUAACAUCUAGUCCUGCAAAGUGUAAAGUAACAGUUAAAAUCAGGAAAGCAAAAUGGAUUUCAAGAAUAAAGUUGUUAUAGUGACGGGAGCUAGCUCGGGAAUUGGUGCUUCAGUGGCCAUAGCCUUUAGUGCAGCAGGAGCCAAAGUAGUUAUGGUGGGACGUAACGAAACCAAGCUAAAGAAAGUCGCUGCUCAAUGCAAUAAGCCCCUCGUUAUAAUCGCUGAUAUGACAAAAGAUGAUGAUGUCAAAAGAAUUAUGGACGAAACCAUCAAAAAGUUUGGACAACUGGACAUCUUGAUAAACAACGCUGGACUAUCCUCUGCGGUAAACAUCAUGGAAGCAGAUAGCAUGAUGAACUCAUACGAUAUCAUAAUGAACACGAACGUGCGAGGCCUUAUCCACAUGACCAGUCUAGCUGCCCCGCAUUUGGCCAAAACAAAGGGGAACAUCGUGAACAUAUCAAGCGUUGCUGCCCUAAUAACUCCAACUCUCAAAGGAACUACUAACUACUACGUCUCCAAAGCUGCGGUUAACCACUUUGGUGCUUGCGCUGCUACUGAACUGGCUCCUUAUGGUAUCAGAGUUAACACUAUAAGCCCUGGACCUGUCAAAACGGAUUUUAUAACCAACGCCAAAAUUGAAGCUGACUAUGAAGUUAUUAAGACGAAAAAUGUUCUCAAUAGAGUUUCAGAGCCAGAGGAAAUCGCCGAUUUGGUUUUAUUCGUGGCCAGUGAUAAAGCGAAAGGUAUUACGGGCUCUAACUUCUUAAGCGAUAACGGUAUGUUAGUAAAACGCAAUUAAUUCGAGAAUCAAUAAUUCGGAUCACUCCUAAGAUAGUUAUAAACAUUUCGUUGUGUUUCUUUAGAUUGAAUCCACAAAAAAAUUGUAAUACUUUUUCAUAUUUUUAAUACACAUUUUUGAUAACAUUA